This is a messenger RNA of Anopheles funestus (African malaria mosquito), 785 nucleotides long. Its product is annotated as D-aminoacyl-tRNA deacylase-like. Lineage: Eukaryota; Metazoa; Arthropoda; Insecta; Diptera; Culicidae. Gene Ontology annotation, biological process: tRNA metabolic process. Gene Ontology annotation, cellular component: cytoplasm. Gene Ontology annotation, molecular function: D-tyrosyl-tRNA(Tyr) deacylase activity. The record is from RefSeq and is a predicted model, not a curated record. Bases 117 to 695 code for a protein of 192 amino acids. The transcript has 3 exons.
UGUGGAACUGUUUGACAUAUUGAUUGUUGUUGUGCUGUAAAGAAGCCGGCAUCGUAAAUCUUGCAGUUUUACAGCAAUUUUACGCAUUUAUUUACUAAAUUUCCGAACUAUUUGCAAUGAAAGCCAUAAUACAACGUGUCACCUCAGCGAAAGUGAUGGUUGGUGACGAAACGGUAAGCUCGAUUGGCCGUGGACUGUGCGUGCUGGUAGGCAUAUCCUCCGAUGACAAUGCAAACGAUGUGGAGUGGAUCGCACGAAAGUUGCUCAAUCUACGGCUGUUCGAUGAUACAGCAACCGGGAAACGAUGGACAGAAUCGGUCGUAGAUCAGCGCCUGGAAAUAAUGUGCGUUAGUCAAUUCACACUAUACCAUCGGUUGAAGGGAAACAGACCGGACUUUAGCAAAGCCAUGCAGGGACCGGAGGCACAGCAGCUGUACGGAUCGUUGCUGAAGCUGUUGCGUGAACAGUACACCUCCGAUCGCAUACAGGACGGUAGGUUUGGGGCAAUGAUGCAGGUACACAUUCAAAACGAUGGACCGGUUACGCUGGAUAUCGAAUCGCCCGCACAGAGUGAACAAGAGCGCCAAAAGCUAAAGCGAACGAUGGAGCUUAAAGCGAAAUCGGCUGGCAAAAUCGACGGGAAAUCAACGGGCAGCGCUGAAGGAACCAUGAAGAAUGUUACCGAUGCAGAAUAAACAACAAAACAGCUUUUAUGUUAAAGAAUAACGUUGUUCUAUUUAGUGUGGAAUAAAUUAUUUAUUGGAUUUUGUUUGGUAUUAAACAUA